AUAGCAAAUUACACUUUUUCUUUUUUUUUUUCCUUUGCUUCAAAAAUAAAUAAAUAAAUAAAAAACAGAGGUAGCAGAAUCAACCAUCAUCUUCUUCAGUGAGCUUACUCAAAAGCUAUAAUGGAUUCAACACUGAUACGAAUCCCACUCCCAUUCAAGCUCAAACCCUCAUUAUCCCCUUUCUCAAUUCUCAACACCAAACCCAAUUAUUCUCACAAUCAUAGCUUCACCUGCAACUCCACCCACAACAACAACAACGACGCCGUUUUCGACGAGGCAGCGUACGAGUCCAACAGACUAUCCCUCGACGCCAAAGCUCGAAAGUCAAUGGCCGAAGCUUACAAAUCAUCCAUGGAAGAAGAAGAACAAGACCCAAAAGCUUGGAAAUGGGUCAUUCGUAAGAGAAUUUGGGAUUUAAUGGAGUCCCGGAAUUUCGCUCAGAACCCACGACCCGUCCACCACCGUAUCCCCAAUUUCUCCGGCGCUUCAGUCGCUGCCGAUAAGUUUGGGGAAUUGGAAGAGUUUAGAGUUGCAGAGUGUGUGAAAGUGAACCCUGAUUCACCUCAGAAACAAGUUCGAUUUCUCACUCUUUCUGAUGGAAAGAAAUUGUUGACUCCUCAACCAAGGUUGAGGACAGGAUUUUUCUCUGUGCUUGAGGCCUCUAAGUUAACUCAGGGCACCAUUAAAGAGGCUUGCACUUCAGUUGGAGUCGCCAAGCAUGGACGUCCAAUCGGAUUGGAUGAAAAACUGAAGGUGGAUUUGAUUGUCAUUGGCUCGGUUGCUGUUGAUCCGAAAACUGGAGCUCGACUUGGCAAGGGUGAGGGAUUUGCUGAGCUUGAAUAUGGGAUGUUGAGGUACAUGGGAGCUAUUGACGAUUCCACACCGGUAGUCACCACUGUGCAUGAUUGUCAAUUAGUAGAUGAUAUUCCAUUAGAGAAGCUAUUAAUCCAUGAUGUGCCAGUAGAUAUCAUAUGCACACCAACUCAAGUCAUUUUCACAAAUACUCUCAUUCCAAAGCCUCAAGGAAUUUAUUGGGAGAAAUUGUCUCCUGAAAAGUUGGGACAAAUCAGAAUACUGAGGGAGCUGAAGAAGAGGAUUGAAAGAGAAACAGGAAAGAAACUCCCAUCUGGCCCAUCUGAGAAACUUCCUCCCACUGCUCAAAGAAAACCUUAAUAUUAUUUAUUCAAUUGAAUUCAUUCAUGUCUCUGUUAAACAUUUUAUGUAAAAAAAAUUAAUGAAAUAAAUAAAAAAAACAUUGUUUUUAAA
This is a messenger RNA of Cannabis sativa, 1266 nucleotides long. RefSeq names its product 5-formyltetrahydrofolate cyclo-ligase-like protein COG0212. The record is from RefSeq and is a predicted model, not a curated record. The transcript is spliced from 6 exons. Gene Ontology annotation, cellular component: cytoplasm. Lineage: Eukaryota; Viridiplantae; Streptophyta; Magnoliopsida; Rosales; Cannabaceae. The coding region runs from base 121 to 1173 and encodes 350 amino acids.